Molecule: messenger RNA, 1353 nt
Organism: Cladocopium goreaui
Lineage: Eukaryota; Dinophyceae; Suessiales; Symbiodiniaceae
Source: the annotation of a GenBank genome assembly
GGUUGGUGAAUCUCCUUGUUCUUGUUGUUGCGCGGCAUGGCCACCUUGGCCACCCUUGCAGCGCAACGCUGGCGGCUGCUGAUUUGCGGGCUUCGCCAUGGGCGCUCCGUGGAGGCUUUGCAGCAGGUUUUGGAGGACUUUCAGCCCGCUGCGAUCUUCCUGGAAUUGGACCGGGAAAAUUUCUAUCACUUGCGCUGCAGGAGAGAUCAUUUCACAGAUGCUGCGCCAGAAGUCGCGGAAGCGAUCAGAUGGGCUGAGCAGCGGCAGCGCCCGCUGACGCCCUUGGAUCGACCCCAGUUGUGUACCCGGCGGCGCUUGGCUCAGCGGAUGGCCCUGGGAAACCCCAUGCAGCUCUAUGCUGUGAGGAGAUAUUGGGGCGAGAUGCCCCAAGAGGAUGCAACGUCAUGGAGGGCAAAACUGCAAAGAGAUUGCCCAAUCCUACAUGAAGUCAUGUUAGAAGAACGGGAUGAGUUCAUGACUUACCGGAUUUUGCUGGCACUGGAGCGGCGCUUAGCUCAGCGAAGUGUGAAAGGUCAGAGUUUGAAUUCGGGCGCCCUGGGAUUGCCAGCGCUACUGGAGCAGCGAGCUGUGCUGGAGAAGCAGCGUCUGAAUGAGGCCAUGAGGGCCAACCAGAGCAGAUCAACCAUUGGAUCCCACGACUGGGAGAAUGUGCUGGUCCUGUGUGGCCCAGCACAUGUGAAGGAGCUCCAGCGGCGUUUGCAGUUUGCUCUUUCGGAUCCCCAUUUUUCCCCGCGCUUCUUGGCCAUGAAUGCUACACUGCUGCCACAUUUGUGGCGGAACCAAUCUCACCAACCCCCAGCGCAAAUCGGUGAUCUGGGGGACGGCGGCAGAUGGGACGUGGAACUGGCGGCAAAGACGCAAGAGCUCUUGGAAGAGGUGGAGACCAAGGUGGCUCCGGUGGCCACAGCAGGGUUUGGGCCCUUGACCAUGCUGGCGGAUCAGGUGUGGAGACUGCUGCCUCAAGUUGACGGUGAAGAGAGGCCUGUUCAGUAUGAGCCUCCAAGUGUGGAAUUCAUCCAUGAACGAUUGCGGGAACUCUCGAAAAAGCCACUGCCAAUUUGGCCAAUUGUUUUGCUGGUGUACAUUACAUGUCCACUGCUGGUUUUUGUGGUCAUUCCAGCUGCCAUUGAUUUAUACUGGCUGCGCAUUGGUCCACAAGUGCCAUUGUCACUCUUGAUUGACUCGCAAGAAAAAGACGUGAGGGAAAAAGAUCCUCCCUGGAAUUCUUCUUGUGAGGCUACCUUGAGAAAGCUGACUGACAAGCUUCCACAUUCUGAUUGCAAUGAACAUGCCUCUAUGUUCCAUGGGAUUAGAAAAUGUAAAACAAUGUAA